Rotaria sp. Silwood1 is the source of this 1086-nucleotide messenger RNA. Lineage: Eukaryota; Metazoa; Rotifera; Eurotatoria; Philodinida; Philodinidae. The record is from the annotation of a GenBank genome assembly.
AUGGAUGAACAAUUUAUUUUUUCAACAUCAUCUGCUUUAUUUGAUACUUAUCUUGUUUAUGGUAUCAUUGGUUUACUAUUAUUUAUUGCACUCAUUGGUCUAGUUAUUUUAUUAGCUACAUCAUGUUGUUGUUGUUAUUGUUGUUUGUCUCCAAGAUCAUGUUGCUUAUGUUAUCAUCAUAGGCGUCGGCAUUCGUCAUAUAAACUACGUCAAAAACCAAAUCAUCCAAGUGGAUCAAGUAACGAUGAUUCAAAAAAAAUUGCGUUUAUACGACGUCAUCCAAGCGACGUAGCAGAUUUUUCUCAAUUAUAUGAUUCAUGCCCACACCUAAUCAAUAGUAAAGCUAUGACAACAACAAGUACAAAUAUGGAUACGAGUUGUACAACAAUUGAUACACUUGUUAGUCCAAUAUCACCAUGUAGUUCAUUUCGUUCAUUUAUUGAAUCAGGAACAUCAUCAAACGAAAAUAAACUUCCCAUAGUACAAAGUGAUUCUAGUAAUCCAUCACAAAAACAUAAUAUAACUAUUGAUAAGAUUAAUAAUGUUCCUUCAUCAUCUGUUAAGAGUGUAUCUUCUCGUCCAUUUUCUUAUAUAAAAAAUACAAAUGAUCGUGCACAUAUUUUACGUCGUUUUACUCCACAUGAACGUGCUAUACCAGCAACCAUUAUACCCAUUGAUGUAACUCGAAUAUCUUCAUCUGAGAAUGACAAUAAUAAUCAAACAAAUUCAAAUAGUACAAAUAUUUAUGAAACAGUUCUUCCAACAACAACAAAUAAUAAUAAUCAUAAUCAUAAUUCAACAACAUCAGAUAUGUCAUCACCUAUUUAUGAAACUGAAUGGACACAUAGUUUAAGACAAUUAAUGAUGGCUACAGGAACAUCAUCGAUUAAAAAUGAAGGUAUUUCUGUUAUUGAAGUGUCUUCAACACCACCUGAUAUAGUUCCAUCAACAAAACAAUCUUCGAAUUAUUUUCAACAACAAAAUCUUUAUGAUAAAUUUUUAGCAAAUCGAACAACAAUAUCAGAUUCAAUGAGACGAACUAAUAUGCUAAGACAAUUAAAAGACAAUGCAGCAUUCCUUUAUUAA